This is a messenger RNA of Oncorhynchus kisutch (coho salmon), 2086 nucleotides long. RefSeq names its product transmembrane protein 141 (gene tmem141). NCBI's taxonomy places the organism in Eukaryota, Metazoa, Chordata, Actinopteri, Salmoniformes, Salmonidae. The record is from RefSeq and is a predicted model, not a curated record. The transcript is spliced from 5 exons. The coding region runs from base 132 to 512 and encodes 126 amino acids.
CUUCGGGAUUUGUUUUACUCUAUGCGGAAGUUGCAAGUUUCAUAACAGUUAUGUACACAUUGGCUUGUAUAUGUUGGAUAUUGUAGUGGUAUAAUAAAUACGUCAACUUCAUUAAAGUGUUUAUUUACGAAAUGGUCAACCUUGGACUCACAAAAGUGGACGAUGCGCUUGCAGCAAAACAUCCGGGUUUACAGCAGUAUGCUGCCUGUCAGUCUCAAGCCUUCAUGAAAGGGACAGCGACCUUUAUAUUGGGGACAAGUGGAUUAUUUCUCAUACAAAAAGUUAUUCAGAAGAGGCUUCCAUAUCCUUUGCAGUGGAACCUGCUGAUUUCAACAGCGGCUUCGUCAGUGGGCAGCUAUGCAGUGACACGCUGGGAGACAAUGAAGUGCACUGACCUAUGGAUGCUAAUAGAGACAGGGAAAGUACCAGACCGAACACCACACAUAGCAGAGCCUGCCCCUGAGGAACCAGCUGGGCCUAAGAAGACCCCAUAUGGAGAUGUGAUGGAAUGACCACAGGACAUACUCAUGUACAGGCAACCCCAGUCCUCUGCUUCACAUCUCAACCCUAUCAAUAAACACAUUUAUUUAGGUAUUAUGGUUCAACUGCAUCACCAUUGGACAAUGUUCUGCCAUGCUGCACUUAGUUUCACGUGGGUUCAGUGAUUGAACCCUUUAUAUAGAUCAGAAAACCUUGUAAGUUGAUCAUGGCAUUUUGUCAGAUUGGGCCACCCUGACUUGUGUCCAGAUGAGUACUAUAUAGUGCAUAGUUUAUUUAAUAUAUGGAAAAGGUAAGGUAAAAGCAUUAUAUGUUAUAGAGUGGGCUUGAGGGUUGAAUAAACAAUGUCCGUUUGAUCACAUCCUGUAAAAACUUCACCUGUUGAAUUCGGCGCAUGUGAUAAAUAAAAUUUGAUUUGAUUUACUGGGUUUAAUGCAAUAGAAAUCAUGUUUAUCAUUAAGCUUUUAUCUCCUCAAAGGUAAACCACUGUUGACACAUGAGUAAGGGUCAGAUUUCCAGAACAAUAGGCUGUGAGAUUUGGAUUUGGAGCGCAGGGUUUUUUCUGGAUCAAAAAGGGUGGUUGGUAGGGGGUGUGGCAAAGAGCGUGGCUACAUACACAUUUUAGAGGCUCCCAUCUUGGAGAUGAGUCUAAAGCUAUUUAUCUAGGGCUUCCUGAGUGGUGCAGUGGUCUAAGGCAGUGCAUCGCAGUGCUUGAGGCAUCACUACAGACCCGGGUUCAAUCCCAGGCUGUGUCAUUGGCCUAGCGUCGUCUGGGUUAGGGGAGGGUUUGGCCAGGGCGGGCUUUACUUGGCUCAUCACUGUCUAGUGAGCCGGGUGCCUUUUGUAAUGCAGCUGAGAGAAAAUGUUGCAUUUUAAAACUUAUUUGGGUUCGGUGUCUCUUCCACGGGACGGUAGAGCUAACGUAGGCUAAAUCGAUUAGCAUGAGGUUGUAAGUAACAAGAACAUUUCCCAGGACAUAGACAUAUCUGAUAUGGGCAGAAAGCUUCAAUUCUUGUUAAUCUAACUUCGCUGUCCAAUUUUCAGUAGCUAUUAUAGUGAAAGAAUACCGUCCUAUUGUUUGAGGAGAGUGCACAAUUUUGAACAUAAAGUUAUUAAUAAACAAAUUAGGCACAUUUGGGCAUCUUGAUUUAAAAUUUUGAACAGAAAUUCAAUGGUUCAUUCAAUGGUUAAUCUAAAAUGUUGCACAUACACUGAUGCCAUCUAGUGGCCCAAAUCUAAAUUGCACCUGGGCAGGAAUAAUACAUUAUGGCCUUUCUCUUGCAUUUCAAAUAUUAUGUAUUAUCUUUUACCAGAUCUAUAGUGUUAUAUUCUACUACAUUCCUUUCACAUUUCCAUAAACUUCAAAGUGUUUCCAUUCAAAUUGUACCAAUAAUAUGCAUAUCCUUGCUUCAGGGCCUGAGCUACAUGCAGUUAGAUUUGGAUAUGUAAUUUUAGAUGAAAAUUGAAAAAAAUGGGCUAAUCCUUAAGAGGUUUAAUGCUAAUUUCCCAUGAUUCUACAUAUUCUGCCAUGGAGCUGAGGAUUUCUUUUGUAGUUUCUUUUGCUCAAACAAUAAAAAAAUGAAUACUG